AUGGUAGAACAAGAUGAAAAACAAAUCCUACCUUAUAAAGAGUCAGUAGAAAUUGUGAGCUUGGGAGGUGGACAAGAAAAGAAAGAAGUGAAGAUCGGAGUUUGUCUUACCGCAAAGACAAAGCGAGACCUCAUUGAGUUACACCAAGAAUUCAAAGAUGUCUUCGCAUGGUCGUAUCAAGACAUGCCUGGUCUAAAUACUGAUAUCGUGAAACACAAUCCUGGUGUAUGGGAUGAGGAAUGCCAAAAGACUUUUGACAAGGUCAAACAUUACUUGUCCAAUGCCCUAGUGCUAAUGCCACCCAGCCUAGAUAAGUUGCUGAUACUGUACUUGGCAGUAUUCGAGAAUUCCAUGAGAUGCGUGCUUAGUCAACAUGAUGAGUCAGGAAGAAAAGAAAGAUCGAUAUACUAUCUCAGUAAGAAAUUCACUGAAUAUGAGACAAGAUAUCUGCCAAUCGAGAAGUUGUGUUGUGCCUUGAUCUGGACAACUCGAAGACUAAGACAGUACAUGUUGUACCGUACAACUUGGCUUAUCUCAAAAAUAGACCCUCUGAAGUACAUGAUGGAGUCGACUGCUUUGAAUGGAAGAAUAACUUGGUGGCAAAUUCUACUUUCCGAGUUUGAUAUAAUCUAUGUGAAUCAGAAGGCUAUAAAAAGGAGUGCAAUAAUAGAUUUUCUAGCCAGUAGAGCUCUAGAAGAUUACGGGCCUCAAAACUUUGAUUUCCCAAAUGAAGAUCUGAUAGCUUCAAACACUGUGGGUAACAAAAUUGGGGCAGUCCUGGUAUCCUCAAAUGGAGAUUAUUAUCCCUUUGCCAGUAAAUUGGAUUUUGAUUACACGAAUAAUAUGGCGGAAUAUGAAGCAUGCAUCAUGGGUAUCCGUGCAGCCAUAGAAUGCAAGAUCAAUGAUCUAGAGAUAGCUGACGCCUUAGCUACUUUAGCUUCUGUGAUCAAAGUAAGCAAAAAAGAAGAUGUAAAACCUAUCCAGAUGAGUAUUUAUAAGGCUUCAGCCCAUCAUUACAACAUCGAGGAAGAAGAAAAGGAUGACCACCCUUGGUACAACGAUAUACUACGAUACGAAUCGUGA
Messenger RNA from Gossypium arboreum, 1083 nucleotides. RefSeq lists its product as uncharacterized. The transcript is spliced from 4 exons. Gene Ontology annotation, molecular function: nucleic acid binding; RNA-DNA hybrid ribonuclease activity. The record is from RefSeq and is a predicted model, not a curated record. Bases 1 to 1083 code for a protein of 360 amino acids. Lineage: Eukaryota; Viridiplantae; Streptophyta; Magnoliopsida; Malvales; Malvaceae.